Molecule: messenger RNA, 240 nt
Organism: Rotaria sp. Silwood2
Lineage: Eukaryota; Metazoa; Rotifera; Eurotatoria; Philodinida; Philodinidae
Source: the annotation of a GenBank genome assembly
GGUUGAAACAUUUUUUUUUUCAUUUUAAAAGCAGUUUCGUAUAUAUAUAUAAUGAUAUUUAAUGCGAAUGUUCACCAUCGAUUAAAAUAUUUUAAUCUUUUAUUAGUCCAUGAAUUAGUAUUAAUUCAACAUCAACAUGAAAAAAAUUUAACAACAUAUAAAAACUUUGAAAUUUUGGUUUGUCGUGAUUCUGAACGAAUAUCAAGCUCAAAUCCAAAAAAAAAUUUCAUUAUCAAUUGA